Exophiala aquamarina CBS 119918 is the source of this 1209-nucleotide messenger RNA. RefSeq lists its product as uncharacterized. Gene Ontology annotation, molecular function: transmembrane transporter activity. The coding region runs from base 1 to 1209 and encodes 402 amino acids. Gene Ontology annotation, biological process: transmembrane transport. Gene Ontology annotation, cellular component: fungal-type vacuole membrane. The transcript has a single exon. The record is from RefSeq and is a predicted model, not a curated record. NCBI's taxonomy places the organism in Eukaryota, Fungi, Ascomycota, Eurotiomycetes, Chaetothyriales, Herpotrichiellaceae.
AUGUCGAAGACGGUCUGCGAGUGGACUUUCGGACUGACAAGAAACUCCAGGGGCAUUACGAGCACGUUCGGAGCAUUCCAAGCAUUUUAUAUUCGAGACCUGCUGUCGAACGAGUCCGCGUCGGCGAUAUCGUGGAUCGGGAGCGUACAAGCAUUUCUCGUGGUCUUCAUCGGCGUCUUCGCGGGCCCGCUGUUCGACAUGGGGUAUCUCAGAGUCAUGAUUGUGACGGGCUGUUUCCUCACCGUCUUCGGUAUGAUGAUGACCAGUCUGGCGACUUCUUUCUAUCAAGUCUUCCUGGCGCAGGGCAUCUGUGUCGGCUUGGGCGAGGGUAUCACUUACAUCCCCUGUCUGGCCCUGAUAUCCACGUACUUCACGACCAAGCGUCCGAUCGCCAUUGGCAUCGCCGCUGUCGGGUCGAGCUUCGGCGGCGUCAUUUUUCCAAUCAUGUUCCGAAAGCUCCAACCGCAGAUCGGAUUUGGCUGGACGGUCCGCGUUUUGGGUUUCAUUGCGUUAGCCUGCUCCGUUCUGAUCUGCGUCAUCCUGGGUCGGCACAAGGGUGAGGCACGCAAGGCACGUUCAUUGUUGGACAUGUCGGCGCUCCGAGAAUCUGCCUUCGUCUGCUGGGUGCUCGCAUUGUUCUUCCUCUUCUUCGCGUACUACAUCCCACUCUUCUUCAUCGUCUCAUACUCACGGUGGGCUCUGGGCACCAGCGAAGACUUUGCAUUCUACAUGCUCGCCGUCACCAACGGAGGGUCUGUCCUCGGUCGAACCGUCCCCUAUCUGCUCGGACAACGGGUCAAGCCGAUAUACACACUUCUGUUCUCCUCAGUGUUUGGUGCGAUCCUUCUCUUCUCGUGGAUCGCGAUUCACAGCUUGGCGUCUUAUGUGGUCUGGUGCAUUCUCUGGGGUUUUGUCGCUGGGGUCCUCGUCACAGCCCCUACGUCAACGACUGCGCACCCAGUCCUUUCACCAUCAAUGAACGUCGUCGGGACCCGGCUUGGUAUGAGUUGGAUGGGAUCAUCGAUUGGGUCUGUGAUUGGCGCACCCAUCGCAGGGGCCUUGGCUAAUGUCUCUACUGGUGACUUUCUUCAUGCCCAGAUUUUUGCUGGUGUUAUUAUGCUGGCUGGUGCCGUUUGCUUAGUUUGGCCACUGAUGUCAAUUGAGCGUUAUGACAGAGCAAAACUUCGACAUGAGAAUUCCUGUACAUAA